Chara braunii is the source of this 10554-nucleotide messenger RNA. NCBI's taxonomy places the organism in Eukaryota, Viridiplantae, Streptophyta, Charophyceae, Charales, Characeae. The record is from the annotation of a GenBank genome assembly.
GGGUUGGUAGUGACCAUAGUUGACAAGGUCUUACCCUGUGGUCCUUAGGGAGUCAGUCAGUAGGUCAGUGUGUCCGGGUAGGUCCAAGUGGUGAGGAGUGGGACCCUUGUCCUGCACCUGACACCACCAUGGUAGACACCCGGCGCGGCACCUCCACUAUACCGUACACAAAGGAGGAGGAGGCGAAGAUGGUCGCCAUCCUGCAAGAGAGAAAAGAGAAGAGGGAGGCCAAGAAGAAAGCCCUGCAGGAGGAGCAGGCGGCCAAGCUGAAGAAGCUAGAGGAAGAAAUGGCCAGAGAGAAGGAGAGAAUCAAGAAAGAGGAAGAGGAGAAGUUGAAAGAGGUGGAAGAGGAAGAAGACGAGGGACCGCCACUGGAAAGAAGGAGAGGUCAGCACAGUGGCAGCAAGGGUGAAGAGAUGGAGAAACGGAUCUCAGAGUGGGUCGCUAAUUUGUCCUUGGGGGAGGAAGAAGAAGUGGCUAUGUAUAUCCCCAAGGAUGACCAGGAACCCGCCCUGAAGAAAUGGGAAGCAGAAAAGGAUGUGCUGAAGCGGCAGGCGAUGGAGGAUGAGCAGCGGAUGGAGUGGAAGCUCGCGAUGAUGAGAGAAAAGAAGAGAAGGGUGGAGGCGGCGAGUGAGGCGGUCAAGGAAUUAGAAGAAGUGCAGAAACUAAGUCUAAAGCUGACCCCUCAGGUAGACCUCGAACGAACGGUAGAGAUCCUUGCCCAGAGCGUUGAGCGGUUAGCAAAGAUACAAGAGCAGCAGUACGAAUUUAGCCGAAGCCAGGACAUAGUUGUGCGCUCGAUGCGAAUGGGAUUCCGGGACUUUGCGCGCGAACUGAUAGGAGCCGUACGAGCCGAGGUGAAUCAUCGCCUCGAGAAGACAGAGCGUUUCUGCGUCGGCGCCAUUGAAGGCGUCAAGGCGGCAUCUCCCAAGGAGGAGGAACCACGCCCGCCGCGUAGAGAGUCAGUCAAGGUCAAAUUCCCUGAUUCCGAUAGCGGGAAAAGGGAAGAGAACUUUGACAAUUGGGAAGCCAACGGGGCGAAGUAUUUCUCCAAGAUAGAUUUGAAGUCCGGAUAUCAUCAGAUAGAGGUGCAUCCUGAUGAUCAGUACAAGACGGCCUUCCGGACUAGAUAUGGGCACUACAAGUUCAUAGUGAUGCCCUUUGGACUAACCAAUGCGCCAGCUACGUUCCAACGCUGUAUGAACGAUUUGUUUAGGCCGUGGUUAUGUAGAUUUCUUGUAGUUUAUCUAGAUGACAUUCUAGUGUUUAGCAGGACCCUCGAAGAGCAUCAGGGUCAUCUCAGGCAGGUCUUGGAGAAGCUGAGGGAAGCUAACUUCAAGAUCAACGCAAAGAAGUGCGAUUGGGCAAAGACCCAAGUUCUGUACCUAGGCCAAGUCUUAGACGGAGACGGCGUUAAGCCAGAGGAUAGCAAGAUCGCAGCGAUUAGAGAUUGGCCCAUGCCACGUACGAUGACAGAGUUACGCUCGUUCCUGGGCCUAGCUAAUUACUAUAGGAAGUUCGUGAGGAACUUCACUACCAUCGCUGCGCCCCUUCGCAGAUUGUUGAGAAAGGAGACCAUCUGGAAGUGGGAUAAGGACUGCACGUCUGCCAUGAAGAAGUUAAAGCAGUUAUUGAUAGAGUAUACAGUCCUUAAAGUCGCCGACCCGUCCUUGCCCUUUGUCGUCACGACCGAUGCGAGCCAAUACGGCAUAGGUGCAGUGUUGCAGCAAGACGAUGGCAAUGGGUAUAGACCUGUAGAAUUCAUGUCCGCCAGGAUGCCUUCAGAGAAGGUCGCGACAUCUACCUAUGAGAGGGAACUCUACGCUCUCAGGCAAGCCUUAGACCACUGGAAGCACUACUUGCUUGGGAGGCACUUCAAAGUCUAUUCCGAUCAUGAGACACUGAGAUGGUUAAAGACGCAGGCCAAGAUGACACCUAAGCUUACCAGGUGGGCCGCAGAAAUAGAUCAAUACGACUUCGAGCUCAAGCCUUUCAAAGGGAAGUACAACGUAGUCGCGGAUGCUCUGAGUAGGAGGGCAGAUUACUUUGGGGCAAUAGUGCACUACCUCGAUAUAGGGAAGGAUCUGCAGCAGAAGGUUAGAGAAGCCUAUGCGCAGGACCCUAUCUAUAGUGAGCUCCUUGAGAAGGUCAAGGAGGCCCCAGAGACUGAGCCGAACUACCGCACUACUGAAGGGUUGCUUUUUGAGAAGACUAAUGUAUUUGACCGCUUGUGCAUCCCCAAUAGCGAAGAGAUUCGUAGUCUGAUUUUGGGAGAAUGCCAUGACAUCGAGGGUCAUUUUGGUUGGCAAAAUACUUUAGCCAACCUGAUGCGCGCAUACACCUGGCCAGGAAUGAAGAAUGACUGCGUAAAGUAUGUCCGCAGUUGCAAAGUUUGCCAGCGUAAUAAGACCCGUGCGCGCGCCCCGUUAGAUCUUCUCAGACCCUUACCCAUUCCGGACCAACCGGGAGACUCAGUGUCCAUAGACUUCAUGGACACCCAAGUCAAGAGUAGGCAUGGCAAGAGCCAAGUCAUGGUCAUAGUUGACCGUUUCAGUAAGUAUGCAGUUUUUGUUCCUUUGCCUUCAGAGGCACGUACUGAUUUAGUCAUACAUAGACUCUUUGACUGUUGGGUUAGUGAAAAUGGAAUCCCACUGUCUAUAGUUAGCGAUAGAGAUAGUCGCUUUACUAGCCAGAACUGGCAAGAACUCAUGGGAGUAUACGGAUCUAAGUUGUUGAUGUCGUCCGACCGUCAUCCAGAGACUAACGGUCAGACAGAGCAAAUGAACAAGAUCCUACAGCAAGUUCUGCGCAUGUACAUUAGGCCAGAUCAGAUUAACUGGGACGAGAUGUUACCUAAAGUAGCUAGUGCGUAUAACAACAGUGUGCAUUUGUCCACCUGCCGCACUCCCAACGAACUGCACAAGUCCUUUCAACCGCGCAGACCGUUCGAAGGACUCAACCGGGAUCAGAUUCAGAGAUUACCGCCCGGGACCAGGGAGUUUGCUGUACAGCACGAGAAAGAACUAACUACUGUUGUAGAAAACCUCAGGAAAUCCCAGCAUAGGAUGAUAGAACAAGCGAACAAACAUCGUCGCCCUUCACAGUUUCAAGUAGGCGACUUAGUCUGGGUUAGUUCUAAGGAGUUUGCACCUGAGGAGAACAUCUCGCAGAAGUUACUGCCCACAUAUAGAGGGCCAUGGCCUGUUCUGAAAGUCAAGGGCGGCGAAGAUGGACCGUCCUACACCAUCGAGUUACCAGCACACCUCCAUACGUACCCAGUUUUCCACGCAUCGAAGUUGCUACCUUGUCAAACAAGUGAUCAGUUUCCAUCCCGUAAAUCGAUGAUCCCACCGGAUAUGGAUGGAAGAUACGACAUAGAUGGUAUAGUGGCUGAAGACGUCUUCAGAACUGGAGGUAGAGGUCGUCCGCAGAAACAGUACAAGGCGGAUGCAGCGGCAGUGGAAGCAAAACCGUUGAUCUUCAAUUCAUUUAUGGUCCAGAACUCUGAUGCAGUGCCAGUGUACAUUGACGUUGAGGACUAUGGGAAGUUGAGGGUGGCGCUUGAGGAGAAACUGGCAGAAUACAAUGGUGAUCAUGUUGCCAUGGAUCUUGUUCUCUUCGACAUGGCGAUGGAGCACGUGUGCCGCAUCGUGCGUGUUUUGAAUCUGCCACGUGGCAAUGUGUUGUUAGUGGGAGUGGGUGGAAGUGGAAAGCAGAGCCUGGCUCGUUUGGCAUCUUAUAUUUGCAAUUAUGAGGUCUUUCAGAUCACAGUGACAUCAACGUAUGGCGUCCUCGACUUUGAGCUAGAUCUACUCCAACUUUACAACCGGGCCGGUUUGAAGUCUAUUGCGAUGACGCUGCUCCUCAAUGAUGGACAGAUCGUCAAUGAGACAUUUUUGGUUUACCUGAAUGACUUUCUCGCCAGUGGAUAUAUUGAUGAUUUGUACAAGCCAGAUGACAAGGAGUUGGUAUGCAAUUCCAUCCGCAACGAAGUGAAGCAAGCUGGAAUUGUAGACACCAGAGACAACUGUUGGGACUACUUUGUGGAUAAGGUUCGAAAAUACCUCCAUGUGGUGUUAUCCUUCUCUCCUGUGGGGGAUAAGUUCCGGAUACGCGCACGACAAUUUCCGGCCUUGGUAAAUAACACAGUGAUGGACUGUUUCCAGCCAUGGCCACAAGAGGCACUUGUAUCAGUGGCAGGGAGGUUCUUGUCAAGCAUACCAGAUGUGCGCGAUGAAAUACGCGAAAACUUGACCCACCACAUGGCCUUUGUUCACACAGUGGUUACGGAGGCAAGUGUCAGUUAUCUGGAGGUUGAACGCCGCUACAACUACACCACGCCAAAGUCAUACUUGGAACUGAUUGCUUUCUACAAAGCACUCCUUGAAAAGCGCAGGAACGACUUAAAGUGGAAGAGGGAAAGGCUUGAGGGCGGUGUCAACAAGAUAAAGCUCGCAAGUGAGCAAGUUGCCGACCUGCAAGUGAAUUUGAAGCAGGAGCUCAUAGUCGUGGAAGAGAAGAAGGCAACGACAGACCAGUUAAUUGUGAACAUUGGCCAAGAGAAGGCAAUAGUCGAUGAGCAAAAGAGUUCGUCAGCACGAGAUGAAGAAGAAUGUGCGCGGAUAGCAUUUGAGGUUGCCGAGUACCAGGUACAAUGCGAGGCAGACUUGGCAAAGGCUGAGCCCAUCAUCAAGGAGGCUGAAGCCGCUCUCAAUUCCUUGGACAAAAGGUCACUAGGAGAGCUGAAGUCAUUUGCGAACCCCACCCUUGAGGUCGUUCAAGUGGGGUCCGCAUGUCUUGUGCUGACAGCACCAGGUGGUAAGAUCCCAAAGGACCUGGGAUGGUAUGCAGCGAAGAAGAUGAUGGGAAACGUCGACAGUUUCCUCACUUUUCUCAGAGACCGUUUUGACAAGGACAAUGUGCCGGUGCAAUGUGUAGAAAAGGUGGAAAAAGAUUAUAUCAGUAACCCCAACUUCAACUCAGAGUACAUCAAGAGCAAGUCCAUAGCAGCAGCUGGAUUGUGUGGUUGGAUUGUAAACAUCUGCAAGUAUUUCAGAAUCUACCAGGUUGUUGCCCCCAAGCGUGCAAGGCUGGAAGAGGCUAAUCAGAAAUUAGCCCAAGCCAACCAGAAGCUUGCCGGUGUCCGUGCUAAGGUGGAUGAGCUGGAAGGCCGUGUCCGCCAGCUGGAGGAGGCAUUGAUGCGCGCCACGGAAGACAAGAAUAUGGCUGAGGCACAGGUGGACAGAACGCGGACAAAAGUGAGCUUGGCAGACCGCCUGGUUAAUGGAUUGGCGAGCGAGAACGAGAGAUGGGGAGAGAGCAUUGCACAUUUUGGAGCAAAGGAAGGCAAGCUUAUCGGAGACGUGCUAUUGGCUGCAGCAUUUGUGAGUUAUGCUGGCCCAUUUACAGCUCCUUAUCGAGAACGCCUGGUGAAUUCAAGCUGGACACCUGACCUGAUCGAAAGGCAGAUUCCAAUGACACCUGGUGCAAAACCAAUGGACAUGCUGUCCGAUGACACGGAGAUGGCCAAAUGGUUGAACGAGGGGCUGCCAUCUGACUCUCUGAGCAUGGAGAAUGGUGCAAUCAUCUCCAAUUGCGCCAGGUGGCCACUGAUGAUCGACCCUCAGCUGCAAGCCAUUCAGUGGAUCCGAACUCGCGAGGGCAAAAACGGAAUAAAGAUCAUUCAGUUGGGCCAACCAAAGUACAUGGAGGUUGUCGAGAACUGCAUUGAGAAUGGAUUGCCUCUGUUAAUAGAGAAUUUGGGUGAGUAUAUAGACGCCGUCUUAGAUCCAGUGAUCUCCAGGAGUGUUGUCAGGAGGGGCAAGAGUAGGUUGAUGAAAUUUGGGGAGAAGGAGGUGGAGUACGAUGCCAACUUUCGGCUAUACCUCCACACCAAGAUGACUAACCCCCAUUAUAAACCUGAGGUGGCCGCGCAGACAACAUUGAUCAACUUCUCGGUAACGGAGCGCGGGCUAGAGGAACAGCUGCUGGCGCUUGUCGUCAACAAAGAAAAGCCCGAGCUUGAAAUCGAGCGGCUGAACCUUGUUCGGCAACUGAACGACUUCAAGAUUCAAGUAAAGGAGCUGGAAGACGCACUGCUGUUCAAGCUGUCGAAUUCGCAGGGUGACAUCUUGGAAGAUAUUGAGCUGAUCGAGAACCUCGAAACGACAAAACGAACUUCGCUCGACAUUCAGCAGAAGGUGAAACUGGCCAGGGAGACAGAAGAAGGCAUUCGAACUGCUCGGGAAAUUUAUCGGUCAGUUGCUGCUCGUGGAGCUCUGCUCUACUUCCUGAUUGACCGUCUGGAUGUCCUGGACCACAUGUACCGUUUCUCCAUGGCUACGUUCAUCCGAGUCAUGGAUAAAGGGAUGGGCCUUGCAAAAACCAGCCCUACCUAUCUUGUCGAGCGGGUUGCUGAGCUUCUCGAUACCUCCUCCUUUGCCAUUUUUAAGUUUGUCUCUGCCGGCCUGUUCGAAAAGCACAAGCUCAUUUUCGCAAUGCAGUUGACGUUAUCAAUUAUGCGGCAAGCCGGAGAACUCCCACCUCCAAUGCUGGAUUUUUUCCUACAGGGCCCGAAGAACAUUGAUCCAGAAGUUGCUAAGACAAUCAAGAGUCCCAUGGCAGACUGGAUGACCAACCGCAUGUGGCUGUGCAUACAAGCACUCAAGGAGAUUGAUGAGUUUGCAUCUCUGCCUGAUGAGAUGAUUAGUGCUGCAAAGCGAUGGCGGGAAUGGACAGAGAUGGAGCGCCCGGAGGCAGAGCCACUCCCUGGCGAUUGGAAGAGAAUGCCAGAAUUUCAGCAGCUACUAAUUGUGCGAGCUCUGCGUCCAGAUAGAGUGACGAGUGGCGCGUCACGGUACAUAGGCAACAAAAUUGGCGACAAAUAUGCGCAAUCAUAUCCUUUCAAUCUGGAAGAAGCUUAUGCUGAUGUUCGAGCUGGCACUCCAAUCUUCAUCUUCCUGUCUCCCGGUGUUGAUGCCGCAAAGGCUGUCGAAAACUUUGGUCGAAAGAUGGGUUUCAAACAGGAGAAUGGACUGUACAAGGUUGUGUCGCUGGGUCAGGGUCAGGAAGAACCAGCCCUGAAAGCUGUAAAGCACGGGCAAGAAACAGGGGGAUGGGUGCUGCUACAGAACAUCCACUUAACUCCCAAGUGGACGGCGGGACCUCUGGAGAAGGUGAUUGAUAAGUUGGGAGAGGGAGUGCAUGACAAAUUCCGCCUCUUUCUUUCUGCGGAGCCUUCACACGAGAUCCCCGUCCCGGUGCUGCAGAACUCAAUCAAGCUUAGCAAUGAGCCGCCCGAAGGCGUUCGUCCCAACCUUCUUCGCGCCCUGGGAAACUUCUCCGAUGAGGUUUACGACAGUUGUACCAAGCCUAAUGAGCUGAAGAUCAUAAUCUUCACCCUAUGUCUAUUCCACAGCCUGCUCCUCGAACGGAAGAAGUUUGGUCCUCAGGGAUGGAAUCAAAACUACCCAUUCAACACAGGAGACCUUACCAGUUGUGCUCAGUGCGCCAGCAACUACUUGGAAAACAAUAUUAGAGUUCCGUGGGAUGACAUGCGGUAUAUCUUUGGUGAGAUCAUGUACGGGGGACAUGUGGUUGACGACUGGGACCGUCGCACUGUCAGUGCUUAUCUUUCUAUGUACAUGAAAGACGAGUUGCUUGACGGCAUGGAGCUCUUUCCGUCCUUCUCCACUCCUUCCUCCAUCCUGCACCAGGCAGAACUCAUCACCUAUGUAUUCCAAAAUGUCCCUGCUGAAUCUCCCAUCAUGUUUGGACUUCAUCCAAAUGCAGAGAUUCGCUUCCGCCUCGCUCAGGGUGACAAACUGAUGGAUGAGGUAUUGAAACUUCAGCGCCUCACGAUUGGUGCCGCGGGCGUGAUGAGUGUUCAGGACAAGGCAAAACUUGUUCUCGAUGACGUCAUGGAAAGGGUCCCGCGGUCAUUCAACAUGGAGGACAUAAACAGUCGGUUAGCUGACCAGGAACGGACUCCUUACACAGUGGUUUUCCUGCAGGAAAUCGACAGAAUGAACCUUUUGACGGCUGAGAUCGUUCGCAGCCUGCAAGAGUUGGAUCUCGGGCUAAAGGGAGACCUUACGAUGUCUGAACCCAUGGAGAAGUUGAUGUUUGCCUUGGCUGAAGACAGAGUACCUAUGACUUGGGAGACCCUCGCAUAUCCUUCAUUGCGACCGCUCGGUUCAUGGGUAACUAACCUGCUGGACAGGAUUCAGCAGCUUGCCGACUGGAUCCGAGAGAUGACGCUGCCAAAAGUGACCUGGAUAUCUGGACUGUUUAACCCUCAGUCAUUUCUCACCGCUGUGAUGCAGACAACAGCACGUAAAAAUGACUGGGCACUGGACAAGACUGUCAUUCAAACCGAGUGCCACGUCAGCAGUGCCACGUCACAGUGCCAGAUCAGCAGUGCCACGUCACAGUGCCAGGUCACGGUGUCACGUCAGCAGUGCCAUGUCACAGUGCCAGAUCAGCAGUGCCACGUCAGCAGUGCCAGGUCACAGUGCCAUGUCAGACUCAGUGCAACGUCAGUAGUGACGUCAGACACUGUGCCACGUAAGCAGUGCCACAUCAGCAGUGCCACGUCAGACACAGUGCCACCACGUCAGACACAGUGCCACGUCAGACACAGUGCCACGUCAGACAAAGUGCCACAUCAGCAGUGCCACGUCAGCAACAUGACGGGCCUGCCAGGCCAACUGCCCAACGAGUCCCUUGCAGCUUACAAGCAGCGGUUCCAGGCUCACAUAGAGGCUGAGGAACAACGCCAGCUGGCAGCCGAGGCUGCCCGCGUACAGGCUGAAGAGGCAGCAGCAGCUGAACAACUGCAGCUACAGGCCGAUGCAGACGCAGAUGCCCAGGCUCGCCGCAAGGAAGCCCAGGAUCUGCUGCAGCGGCAUGAAGCCAACAGCAUCGACAGACUCAAGUACUGGCAUUUUGAACCGAACGGCGACGAGGCAACACCGGAAGAGAAGAACAAGGAGUUCCUCUCCAAACUCGUGACGCGGUUGUUGCAUGCUUGCAACUACCAACGGUCAGAGUUGGAGAGACAGUACCAGGACCUGACGCAACAGCAUCAGGAGUUGGCACAGCUCCGCCGCAUGGUGCAGAGCCACGAGGAUGCAACUCGGGCACUCAAUGCCCGAUUGCUGGACCUAGAACAGGCUGUACCAGGACCAGCUGCUGGGGCUUCCAGCAGUGCACCCUCUAGCUGCCAACUGGAGGACCGCGUUUACCACGUAGUGGCAAUGCUCGGCGACAUCAGCACCUUCGCUGCGCCGACCACCACCAUCAGCAGUCAGCUGCAUACAUUGAAGACCGAGGUCCAGCAGCUGCAGACGACGAACGCGGAUGGCAACCCGAAGAUGUAUAAGAUGCCAACUUUCAAUCUGGAGAGGUUUGACGACUACACGCAGCAGAAUCCGGCCCUCUGGUGGGAAGCAUUCACAACACAACUCAGGAUUCUGCCCGUAGCCAAGCAUGCGUACAUCGGCGCCGUGUUCCUGAACUCAAAGGGCGGAUGCCAGACCUGGUUGAGCCACCUGGCAACCUCCCACGGCGUCGACGUACCAGACUUGAAGGACCAAAUCACAUGGGAGGAACUGGCACGGCUGUGGCAGAAGCGGGUCAUCGUCGACGACGCGCCGACACUCGCCAUCAACCGUUUGUUCACCAUGUCACAGGGCAACACUGCAACACGGGAUUGGCUCACAGAGUGGCAGAAGAUUGCGGCAGUGCCCAAUCUAGAGCUGCCUUUCACUCAUCUCAGACAUGAGUUCUACAACAGAUUCUGCGCUGCAUUGAGCCAGGCUCUUGGUGAUCGCGAGUUGUACUCCACUUUCUCCGAGAUUAUCGACAAGGCGAGAGAGAUCAUCAAGACCAACAGGUCAGCUGCACACGAGAAGUCACCAUGGCAGCUGACCUAUGUGGAGAAGGUACGAACUGGUCCGCGACAGCAGCACUUCGCUGCAGUCCAGCAGGACAGUGGAGAUAACCCAGCAGCCACUCCAGCAUCAAGUGACGGAGAUCAGGUGGCUGCUGUCCAGCCGCAAAGCAACAACAAGUCCCGCAACAAUGGGAAGGCGAAAUCCGCAUCGCAGGCAGGAAAUGGACAGCCAGGACAAUGUCCAUGGGUCAAGUUUGGCUUGACCGAGGCGGAGUACAAGGUAACUAAGAAGACGGUGGAUGGAGUCGAUGCACCCUCGCGUGAAGGGGCCUACAUUCACGGGCUGGUUCUCGAGGGCUGUGGUUGGGAUGACAAGAAUGGAUGCCUUGCUGAGUCACAGCCAAAAGAGCUGUACUUCACGAUGCCAGUGAUUCAAAUCAAAGCAGCACCUGCCGACAAAGUCGAUGUGAAGGAUACAUACUUGUGUCCGGUGUACAAAACUUCCAAGCGAGGACCGAGCUAUGUCUUCGCUGCGCAGCUUAGGUCAAAGGAGGGGUCUACAAAAUGGGUUCUGGCAGGUGUAGCAAUGUUGAUGGAAAUCAUCUAGGAGGGGUCCAAAAAUGGGGUUCUCGCAGGCGCGGCAAUGUUGAUGGAAAUCG